CAUUUUUAAAUUCAGUAAUUCCCUUGAUGCUAGUAAGUUUACUAAAUGUCAGGAUCACUUAAGACUGAAUAGCAGUUAUAAGUCUAUAACCGUAGCUCAGGAUAAAACACCGUGUCAGCGCAGAAUAAUGCGUAGUAAUAACCUGGUCACCUCCUCUAGCUCUAGCUUUGAUUUACCAAAUAAGGAUCGUGCACAGCAACAGACACCUAGUGCUGAAACUAGCAUUCAGCAAACUACACAACAACCACACCUGCCAAUGGAACUAGGAACUGAUUUAGAUACCAGUACCCCUGUAAACAAAGCCUCAUCGAAAGAUGUUAAAAUGACUAGAACUUCUGCAAGUUGUUCUAAGAAAUUUCCCCCCAAACGUAGUAACCUCACCACGAUGAACAAAUUUCGCAGGGUUGAGACUAAUGAUGGGGAAGAAUACUUUGUAUUCAAUAAGCCUGCUGAGAGUAAGAAUGCCAACAAACCAUCACUUGUUACGAAAAACUCCUCUCGAAACAUAAGUACAUCUGGAGGUGUUCCGCAUGCUCCACCUUAUAGAAAGUCAGGCUCCAAGACUCCUAAAGUCUUGCAGCCAAAGCACCUUCCUUCACAAUUCCCUUUAAGUUAUAAAAACAACCCGAAGGUGUAUACCGGUAUGACGAAUAGCAGUUGGAUGGGUAGACCUUCUGAUGCUAUGCCUUUUAACCGUCAACCUAGGCCCAACCUGUACUACCCUUAUAUCCAGGAACACAUGGUAAAUUUUCCAGGUGUCCUGAAUCACUGGUACGACCCAUGGCACCUAGGACCACCUCAUUGCACACCAACUCCGAUGUGCAGACACCCAGUCCGACCUCCUUUUCAUUCAUAAAUUCUUGCGGUGCUGACGCACAAAUAGAUUUAGGUUAUGGUGACAUUUUAAGCCAGUUUGUAGUAUCCCGUGACUUAUUCACGAUAUUGCUAAUUAAUGCACGUUCCUUAAUCAAUAAGAUAUCUGAACUAAGGACAUUAUUAUUAGUCGCCAAGCCUACUGUAGCUCUGAUUACUGAGUCAUGGUGCUCAUCCUCAGUACUUGAUGUGCAUAUAGGUAUCGAUGAUUACACUGUACACCGUGCAAACAGAGAUUGCAAGCGUGGUGGAGGAUGUCUCAUAUAUAUACAUAACUCAUU
Trichobilharzia regenti is the source of this 1154-nucleotide messenger RNA. NCBI's taxonomy places the organism in Eukaryota, Metazoa, Platyhelminthes, Trematoda, Strigeidida, Schistosomatidae. The record is from the annotation of a GenBank genome assembly.